GCAGAGUAAAUCACAGAGAAAAGAGGGGCGCGUGUAUUUAUUCAUGAAGUAAUAUUCUCUCAUUCGUUGUUUGGACUUACUCAUAAAUAAUCUCCGUUUCAUUUUUUAACACUGUUCAGUCAUUUUUAUAACUGUACGCGCCUUGAGUUGAAGACAGUCAUAUUUAUGUGAGUUUGAACAUACUAGCCCCCCCCCCCCCUAAUAACAUACCGUGGUCAGGCAUCACACUGUACGCUAGUUUUGAAGUGCAAGUAAAACCGAAACAUCGAAAGGGCGAAAUAUCUAAUCGAUCUAGUCUUAGAGUUAGCGUCAUAUUAAUCAUGUUUUGUGUGUGUUAUUUAUACGGUACUGAUGGUGCCGCUCGAUAAAAUGUCCAUAGACGAAUGUUCAGUGGUGAUAUUUGGCGCGCUGUUGUCGGAAGAGCGAGAUUAGACCGUACAAUUCAUCAUAUCAGAGUGAUUUCACUGUUUUCAGUUUCAGGAUGGUGGACAAUAAAUACAUCUUUCAAAUGUCUGGCAUCAAGAAUCAUUCCCAGAAAAGACAGUUACUCCAGGGCAUCAGAAAGCUGGGGGGCGCAUAUAUUGGAGGCUCUGUUUAUAAGGAGGCAACAACUCACCUUAUCGUCCAAAAAGCUUUAGCAAGUGAAAAGUUUCUCGCAGCCUGUGCUGGAGGGAAGUGGAUAGUCACUCCAGAGUUUAUUCUGGACAGUGUGAAUCAAAAAGCCUGGCUCCCAGAUGCUUCAUACGAGUUAAACUUAACAGCUCAGACCCCUGAGACACCCAAUCCACUGAAAACAUGGAGAGAAAGGGUGUCUAACGGCACUGUGUCUGGAGCUUUUCAGGACUGGGUGGUGCUCAUUGACAUUGAUGAUCCAGUGAGCAGAAGUGUGUUUGUCAGGAUAUUAAAAGCAGGCAGAGCUGUUGUCUUCACAGACUGGCCGACUUCAUAUGCUGUAACUCACGUGUUAACCAAAAAUGCAUCCAAAGAUAAAGGCGAGAAUUGCAGAAUCCCUCACUAUAGUGUCAGCUAUGUAGCCAAACAUCUUUUUGAGCGUGCUUGCUCCGUGUUAAACUGGCCCUGUAAUUUGGAGUCCUUCGAUGGAGAAGAGAGCUGUGAAAUGGAUUUUGAGGCUGCUGCAGUCACUGACAAGUUCAUGGAUGUUACUGAUGACCUUUCACAUAAAGAAUUGGAGCAAAUGCUCAAAGAAUACAUCAUAAUAAUGGAGCAACGGAAGAAAAUACUUUUGACAGUCCCAGAGUUCCACAGCUACUACACACCUAACCUGCUAGUUCAGAUUCCAGCGGUAGAUUUCAGCAAUGUGCAGAGCUUGGUGGAGUGUGCCUUCUUCCCUCAAGCUCUGGAGGAGAUUCUGGGGUCCCUGCAGCCUGGAGUGAUGCCCCCAGCCCUGCUGCUCCAACAGCUAAUGCGCCACGCACUGCAUGGUGAUGCAAAGCCAUUGUACCUCAGCAUGUUUAUCACAGUUCUCCACAGUAUCCUGCGCAACAAUCCUACCUGGGGUUCUCCUGGACACACUAAGUACUUUCUUCAGAUCCUCCAGUGUCCUGAAUGUAAGGGCGGCCUCUGGUCACUUCUUGAGACAUCAGUUCGAGUGUGUCUAGCAAGCAAACCCACCUGUCACUCACUGCCAAGCACACCAUCCACCGAGUUGUUUCGUCUCCAUUGUAACCUGCAGGAGUUCUUCCUGAGACUUUUUCAGCUGGAGCUUCAUGCUGCUAGCUCAGGGAGGUCACCUGGACAAAGUCGGGCAUCUGUUCUGUACAGUACCUUCUGGAACAUGUGGGAGAAGUCGACUCUGACCUCCAGGGCGGUUCAGCAACUCAGCAAGUUACUGAUCAAGACUGUAAUCUGGGCUUUCAACUCCGCUCAGGAGUGGAGGCUGGGAAUGUCAGUCACUCUGCAGGAGACUCUGUGUGUAGUGGUGGAGUUCUGGGCUCAGGAACACAGUCCACUCAACAGCAGUCUGGUGGAAAAAGGCUUUAAAGACCUGGCUGAACACAUGGCCAUACUGUGCCAAGUGUUACUGUGUGUUCUUUUCAGAGCUGUGAAAGACUCGGCAGGCGGCUCAGGUUCAGGGAGAGAGACUGUCCCAAGAGGUUACCACAGAGUCAAUGCUGCAGGCGAGACACUCCUUCAUCUAGCCUGCAAGAAGAACCAGGUGGAGAGGUUACUUCGUAUCCUCAGCGUGCCUGGAACAGACGUCAACAUUAAAGAUCACGCUGGCUGGACGCCCCUUCAUGAAGCCUGUAACCAUGGCAGCAUGGAGUGUGUGCAGGCCCUGCUCCAGCACUGCCCGAACCUACAGCUGGGCAGUCAGGUCCAGGGAGUCAGUCCACUACACGACGCCCUGCUGAACCAACACAUGCACAUCGCCAAGAUGCUGCUGCAGCGCGGCGGCUCUCCUCUUCUAAAGUUGCGUGACAGUGAAGGUCAAACCCCUCUGGACCUGGUUUCUUUCGAGGCUCUACGUGAGGAGCUCCUUCGCUGUGCAGAAGAAGGUGACAAAGCUCUUGCAGCUCCCUGCUUGGAGGUUCGGGAUCUGCCCUUCAUAGAGUCCUGCUCAUGGGUGCUCAGCUGCCUGUUCCUCACGUACCUCCAAGAGCGACACGUACCUACCUACAAAACCCCACUUACACCUCUGGACCUCAGUCCCACUGUAUGCCGCAGCUUGAUCCGUCUCCAUUCAGAUGAGCUAGCCUCCAACUGGGGAGAUUCCCGUGCGGUGACCCUGGCUGAGGACCUGAGGACUGUGUUGAGUUUGGAGCAGUAUGUGUCACAAGUGAGCCCCGCACUGAGACGCUGUCAUGGGGAUCAAACCAGGCUGUUUGUGCAGCUGCUUGAUGAUCUGCAGGCGGAGGGGGCGGCACUGAUCUCUGGACAAUCUGAUUUUGAUUAGUUCUAAAAGAGUCUCUAUAGAGGAACAAGAAGAAAUGGGCAUCUAUCUGUAGACCCGUGGUAAAGCUCUGCCUUUUGUUAAACUACUAGUAAAAUGUGUUUCCUGGUCCAAUCAGUGAGUUCUGAAUGGAUACAAAUAAGAAUUAAUAUCACCCAGACUGCAUAGGACUCAUACUGUAGUGAUUGUGCACUUUUUAUGCUUUGAUUUUUGGUUGAAAUUAUUAAAAUAUGGGGAUUAUUGUGUGUACAAAAUAUUUUUG
Molecule: messenger RNA, 3173 nt
Organism: Sinocyclocheilus grahami
Lineage: Eukaryota; Metazoa; Chordata; Actinopteri; Cypriniformes; Cyprinidae
Gene: slf1
Product: SMC5-SMC6 complex localization factor 1
Exons: 17
Coding region: 482-2914 (810 amino acids)
Biological process (GO): protein localization to site of double-strand break; DNA damage response; positive regulation of double-strand break repair
Cellular component (GO): site of double-strand break; nucleus
Molecular function (GO): protein binding
Source: RefSeq, a predicted model, not a curated record